Marchantia polymorpha subsp. ruderalis is the source of this 792-nucleotide messenger RNA. The record is from the annotation of a GenBank genome assembly. Lineage: Eukaryota; Viridiplantae; Streptophyta; Marchantiopsida; Marchantiales; Marchantiaceae.
CCCUCUGCUGUACGGGAGGCAGAGAUCCUUGACACCAAGGAGGCGAGACUUGUGUUAUGGGAGUCUCGCCUUCGUUGGGCGGGGGGUACGUUCUGAGAUCGGGAAUUUAACAUAUCUUCAUGACCGUCCCACAAUAAAUAUGUUUGGAUCAGGUCGAUUCCUCCUUUCUUCGCCAAAUCAAUCAUCCCGGCCAAAUCUGCAACACAGAUGUCUAUAUAACCUUCACGGGAAGUUUUCAGCUGUGCCGCGGCAGCAGUUUUGUCUCCAAGAACCUAUUUCGUGAUGUCCUGACAUCGUUUUCCGCUACACUGACUGUAUCGAAAUGUACCCGAGCAACAAAGACGAAAGAGAAAGUCCCACCUGGGAUGUGCUACGUGGAUAUCGUGUCGAACCACCAAGCAAAUUUUGGCGCAGGCCAUCUAGCCAGAUUGCUCUAUGGUGGUUUGUUACAACGAUGGAGCUUACACCUGGUACCCAAAUUAAGGGCAGAAAAGUCAAGAAGAUUGUAUCUUCGAAUUUUAUUCUCCGUUUCUUAAAUCUGAGAUGGGCGAUGUUCAGAUUCUGGUGUCAAACAGAUAAAAUUCUACGAAUGAAUUGAUUAUACAAAUUUCAAUUGAUAAUAGUCUCACAUACCAGCUGACAUAAACUUGGAGAAACGAUGUGAAACCACUUGUUUUUUGAAUGGAAGAUGAUGAGCAAAACAUAUAUAUUGAGAACUUACUGUUUUGACAAACAUAGAUGGUACAAUUUCUUCAAUCACUAGUCACAUCGUGUGUGCAACAACUUGGUCGG